Messenger RNA from Lolium rigidum, 1990 nucleotides. Its product is annotated as two-component response regulator ORR26-like. The record is from RefSeq and is a predicted model, not a curated record. Gene Ontology annotation, biological process: cytokinin-activated signaling pathway; phosphorelay signal transduction system. The transcript has 5 exons. The coding region runs from base 43 to 1779 and encodes 578 amino acids. NCBI's taxonomy places the organism in Eukaryota, Viridiplantae, Streptophyta, Magnoliopsida, Poales, Poaceae. Gene Ontology annotation, molecular function: DNA-binding transcription factor activity; DNA binding.
GCGACAUAGAGCGAGGAGGCGGCUGAGCGCGGCACGGCGACGAUGGCCGACGCCUCCGCCUUCCCCUACGGCCUGCGCGUCCUCGUCGUCGACGACGACCCAACCUGGCUCAAGAUACUCGAGAAGAUGCUCAGGAAGUGUUCCUACGAAGUUACCACAUGCGGCCUUGCUAGAGUUGCUCUUGACAUCCUUCGGGAGAGGAGAAACAAGUUCGACAUUGUAAUUAGUGAUGUCAACAUGCCAGACAUGGAUGGUUUUAAGCUUCUCGAACACAUUGGACUUGAGAUGGAUCUGCCUGUUAUAAUGAUGUCCAUUGAUGGAGAGACAAGUAGGGUGAUGAAAGGUGUCCAGCAUGGUGCUUGCGAUUACCUCCUUAAGCCCGUUCGGAUGAAGGAACUCCGGAACAUUUGGCAACACGUAUAUAGGAAAAAAAUGCAUGAGGUUAAAGAGAUCGAAGACCAUGAUAGCUGUGAUGAUCUCCAAAUGCUCAGAUAUGGUUUCGAGGGAUUUGAUGAGAAGGGACUAUUUAUGACAGUUGAUUCCGAUACCACGAGGAAGAGGAAAGAUGUGGACAAGGACCACGCAGAUCAGGACAGUGAUGGUGCUGCUGCUAAAAAAGCUAGAGUAGUUUGGUCCGUUGAUCUACAUCAGAAGUUCGUAAAUGCCGUGAACCAAAUUGGAUUUGACAAAGUUGGACCGAAGAAGAUACUGGACCUGAUGAACGUGCCUGGCUUGACCAGGGAGAAUGUUGCUAGCCAUCUUCAGAAAUAUCGCCUCUACUUGGGUAGGCUGCAAAAGCAGAACGAGGAAAGGAUAUUGGGAGCUGCUAGGCAAGAUUUCAGCAAUAAGGGGCCAUCAGAGAACCUUAACCUCAGAAGCUCCUUCCAAGAACAACCAAGCAAUAUCUCCAGUGGAUAUCCACAUGCUUCCCAGAAGAUACAAGGUCAGAACAGUGUGUUAGAUUCUCAGCUAGAAGACACCAAGCGCACGGUCCCCUUACCGGUGUCAGAUAAAUGCAUAAAUUCUGCAAGUUCUGUUGCCGAGUCUCAGAGUGUCGUUGGUGCUUCACCGUUAGGCGGAGUGCUGUCUUUCAAAGGUUUGCCAGUGAAUCAGGACAGGAAGCCAUCAGAAACCAUGAACCUGGGAUGCCCGGCCUGGAAUGGAGGCGUGCCAUCCAAGCAGUUCAUGCAAUACCCAAAGCAUAACCGUGCACGCUGUGACUUGUUAGGGGACUAUGCAUGCCUGCCAAAGCCAGAUUUGGAGCACCCCAUUGCUCCUGGUCAUCUGUUUACACCACCACCGCUAAUCUCGAUGAGUUGCAGUAUGGAGUUGGAUACCAGACACUUUUCAGAUGUGAAGCCAGGCCUUCUUGACUGCCUCAAGUCCUUAUCCCCGGCAUUGACAUGUACAGUUGACUCGGUUUCUGCUCAGCUCAGUGACAGUGUUGUGACAUCAGCUGAUGCUGACCGGAAGUUCUCCAAUGUGGAAGGUUUGCCUAGCACUAACUUUGAUCAGACAAUCAACCAAGGCGCUUUGGUUCGUUCUCAAGAACCAAGUAUCAUAUGUGGCGCGGAAUUUUCUUCUCUGACCGAGGAUCUUCCCCUCUAUCCACUUCAAGGUGUCUCCUUUGAGAAUAUAGGGCUAGGUGGCAUCGAUUUGUUUCACUACAAUGAUGCGAUGAUACUGUCCGGACUACAGAGUAACUGGUACGAUGAUCAGGACCAGUUCGCCGGCGAAACAAUAGACUACCCGUUGAUGGAUGGAUGUCUCUUUGCAUGAUCCGGCGGCUUCCCCUUCUGUUGACCAUGUCGUUUUGCGAGGAGGAAAGGAUGGUGUUCUUGGUGUGUUCCCACAUAGCACCUCUCGUAGGGCUAUAGUGUUCUAACUUGAUCCUUUGGUGGAAGGAUCUAACUGUAGUAACUCCACUUUUGAUAAAAAUGUCUGUACUAUAGACUGUGCCAUGGUAUAAUUCUAUAAACUCUUUCGAUAA